UUUGGUGAUCGUAUGGAAGGCGUUUGACUUCACCGCCCGUGGGGACAUUAGUUAGUACGUUGCCUGACGUCGCCUCGUCCUAAUUGCGCCCUGGCGAGAAGCUGGUUGGGUUUAGCGGCUUGAGGUUUUCCUCCUACUUAAACCUUUGUCUCCGAUGGCUUGGUGAACCAGAAAUCGUGUUGAAGCUUCGCAUAAGGCUUUUGUCCGUUUCUACUGCCAGCGUUCUCAUGGAAUGCUCGUCAUCAUGAAGAGAGUUACUAGAGAGGUUGACAUAUGCGAGCUUUUACACUUUAUCAGAAUGUUUCCCUUUGAUAUUGACCGCUUGAGAUAAUUCACUCUGCUUCAUUCUAAUCUGCUAAUUAAUUCUUAUCCAAAUGCUUAGUUUGGUGUGGAGUUAGUAGCGGCAAAGCAAAUCCAAAUUGUUGCUUACAAAAAAAUAAUGGCUUUUGUUUUGAUCUCUUGUGCAACACGUAGAUCUAUUAAAUCUUAUUUCCCUUCUUCUGGCUCAUCAGUGUCUCGAUGCCUCUCAAUAUUUGAUCCUUCCGUCCCCACUCAAUCAUCUGUUAAUCUAAUUCCUACUCCGAAACCUUGCCUUUCAAAUCUUCCAUUCAGUCCAUUCAGGCAAUCCGUCCCUCAGAUUUUUAAUUCUGAAUUGUAUAGAACUAUUAGACUUCAUCCAGAUUUCUGUUUUGUUGCAACCAUCUCUACGUCUUCUGGUGUGGGAGGGGAUUCUAAGGAACAAAAGAAUUCAAGUGGGAAAGAAAAUGACGCAAGACUUCCAGCAGCCAACCUCUCUUGGAUUGAUUUAUAUCUUCCGAGGCAGGUUCAGCCAUAUGCUCAACUUGCUCGGCUUGACAAGCCAAUUGGAACGUGGUUGCUUUUAUGGCCUUGUAUGUGGUCAAUUACAUUAGCAGCAGCUCCAGGGCAUCUUCCUGAUUUUAAAAUGUUGGCGCUGUUUGGAUGCGGUGCAUUACUUUUAAGGGGCGCGGGUUGUACUGUCAAUGAUCUUCUUGAUCGGGAUAUUGAUACAAAGGUAGAGCGUACAAAGGUCAGACCAAUUGCAAGUGGUCAUCUGACACCAUUUCAAGGGCUUUGUUUUCUCGGUCUUCAAUUGCUUUUGGGUCUUGGGAUUCUUCUGCAACUAAAUAAUUAUAGUCGUGUCUUGGGAGCUUCAUCUUUGUUGCUUGUCUUUUCCUAUCCUCUCAUGAAGAGGUUUACAUUUUGGCCUCAAGCCUAUCUUGGGCUGACCUUUAACUGGGGGGCUUUAUUAGGAUGGGCUGCUGUGAAGGGAAGCCUGGAUCCAGCUAUCGUGCUUCCACUUUAUGCCUCUGGAGUUUUCUGGACUCUUGUGUAUGAUACAAUAUAUGCUCAUCAGGAUAAAGAAGACGAUGUGAAAGUGGGAGUUAAAUCAACAGCUUUGCGCUUUGGUGAGUCAACAAAGAAGUGGAUUUCUGGGUUCGGCGUUGCAUGCAUUGGUAGUCUUGCCUUUAGUGGAUUUAAUGCUGAGAUUGGCUGGCCAUAUUAUCCUUUUCUGGGAGCUGCAUCUGGGCACCUGAUCUGGCAAAUUUGGACAGUUGACCUUUCAUCGCGUUCUGAUUGCAACAAGAAAUUUGUCUCCAAUAAGUGGUUUGGAGCUAUAAUAUUUGGUGGAAUCCUCGCUGGCAGGCUUGCAUCAUAGCGGGCUAGUAUGUUCUCAGACUCGAUUCAUCAUGACCAAGCUUCAUCAAUUAGUUCCCAACAUAAUAUUUAUGCAAAAUGAAUUAGUCAUCAGCACUCUUGGUUCUUUUUCUUCUUAGGAUUAUAUGGCUUUUAGGGGGUGGAAGAUGUUCUGGGCGCUUCAUUUAGUGGAGAUGAAGUAAAUGGAUUGGAGCUUCACUCUGAUGGAAAAUUGGAUUUCUCAGUUGUUUUUGCUCGGUUUAAUAAUGCCUUAACUAACCGGAUAAUUCACAUGUGACUUCAGUCUCAGAGCUAGUGGGGCGGAAAAAGAUUCCUUCUUUAAUACAAACAAAAAAUGGGAUAUAUAUGAUGUCUAUUGUGUCAAAGUUAUAUAAUCAUUUAAACAGUGACUAUCUCUUUAUUAUUCCUUUUCUAUCAAGAAUAAUAGUUGUGUCGUUUUUCAUCCCUAACAUUGGGUUUCUUCCAAACGGUGCGAGUUUGAAUUAUUUGGUGCAAAUCUUGCCUUCUAGAAAGAUUAGUUUUUGGUGGAGAAUAUUCUGUAUUUAGGGGAAAAAACCACAGGAAAAGGUGUUUUCUUAGGUAGGUAAACAGGUUUAGACAGGUGAGAGAAGUUUUAAUGGGCAUCAUUGUUAUUUGCUGUAUUAUUUGAUAUCAAUCAAGAAAAGGAAUCUCAAGGUGUAUUAUUGUGAAAAUUUCCACA
Neltuma alba is the source of this 2377-nucleotide messenger RNA. Its product is annotated as 4-hydroxybenzoate geranyltransferase 2. The coding region runs from base 440 to 1678 and encodes 412 amino acids. Gene Ontology annotation, biological process: ubiquinone biosynthetic process. The record is from RefSeq and is a predicted model, not a curated record. Gene Ontology annotation, molecular function: 4-hydroxybenzoate polyprenyltransferase activity. Gene Ontology annotation, cellular component: mitochondrial inner membrane. NCBI's taxonomy places the organism in Eukaryota, Viridiplantae, Streptophyta, Magnoliopsida, Fabales, Fabaceae. The transcript is spliced from 10 exons.